Messenger RNA from Camellia sinensis, 729 nucleotides. The record is from RefSeq and is a predicted model, not a curated record. Lineage: Eukaryota; Viridiplantae; Streptophyta; Magnoliopsida; Ericales; Theaceae.
AUGAAAGGAAUUGAUAAUGGCUUCAGGGAUCACCUAGUAAGUAGUUUGGGUGACUAUGCUUACAAGCCAACUGUGGUAGGGUUCCAUGAAAAGCUUGCAAAAUUAAAAGAGGAGGAUAAACAACGAGCUCAUAAUUUUUUCAAGGACUUGGCACCUGAGCACUGGGCAAAUGCAUACUUCAGGAGCAUGCGUUAUGGAAAGAUGACAUCCAAUACGGCGGAGUCAUUUAAUAACUGGAUUAAAGAAACACGUAAUCUUCUUAUUAUUCAAAUGGUGGACACAAUUCGUACUCAGUUGAUGCGGCAAAUGUCUGCACGCAAAGCCAAUGAGAAUGUGUUUGAAGUUUAUUCGAUACCAUCUGUUACAGUUGAUGUUGCGAGGCGUACAUGUUCUUACUUCAAAUGGCAAAUCAAUGGAUUCCCAUGUGACCAUGCUGUUAUUAUUAUUCAGAAGAGUCGCUACAAUCUUAAUGAUUGUGUGGAACAUUACUUUCAUGUAGAGACAUAUCGUGUAGCCUAUUUGGGUGCCAUAUUCCCUAUACCAUCGGUGGAGAAGCUGUCUUUUGAUCCCACAGACUUCACUAUAUACCCGCCAACUGUGAAAAGACCACCCGGAAGGCUGAAAAAGAAUAGGAUCCCAUCAAGGGGUGAGAAACUGAAGCAAAUAAGGUGCGAGAGAUGUGAUAAGUUGGGAAGCCAUAAUCGGAAAUCAUGCACGGAGCCGAUAUAG